GUCACGCAAAGGAACGCGCGCACCUACGACUGGAGACUGAUCCGCCAUUUUCUUUUGUUCCCUACGCUUUCGCUCAGAAAGACUCGAAAAACCAAUAUAUUUUGCGCGCAGAAGUAUAGUAGUCGACAUAGUUGUGUUGCAAUUUACUUGUGAUGUCCACAACUAUCGACCAGCAUCGGCCCAAAGAUAAUAACACUAAAGGCUACGUUGGCAAGAACGGCGAAAUUUCCAGUGGAGACAUAGAAAAAUAUCUAAACGCGCAUUCCAAUCAGAAUCAGGAAAAACAUCACCGCGAACUCCAAAUGCCUAGUUCACUCGGCGAUACGUAUUUACCGCCAUUUUACCCGUCAACAACUUCAACUACGGGUCUACCACCGAUGCCUUUCCAGUAUUUGAACACUGGUAUUAGUGACGGGACUUGGUCAUCACCAGGACUUCCAAAUACUUUGUUUCCGUCCAGUGGCUUCAGUGCAGUUGGAAAUGGUGAACAGUUGAUUGAUCAGGGUGUAUUUAGUCACAACAAUGGUGGAGUUGCUGUUUCGUCAACUCCGUAUUUGGGACAAAAUACCUCAACCAACAACAUGUUUUUAAACCAGGGAGGUGCAUUGUAUUUUCCAGGAAGUUCGACUGAUAUUUCUUGGGGAGAGGCUACUCAACAGGCUUCAGGGGGGGCACCCCUCUUGACAAACUUUUACCAGCCACCUCCACCACCUGUUUCUGAACCUCUCGCUGCAAUUGGAGCCGGGAUGAAUUCCUUGAAUGGAAAUGAGUAUACAAGUGAUGGAAUGGAGAAAGCUUUGUCAAAUUUUAGCUUGACUGUUGAUCAUGAUAGUGGAAAUGAUAAGGGAAGCCAAGGAAUGCCCCAAGGACCGAUUAAAGGACAACCUGUACCGGAUAAUAAGCCUAAAUCAUGGGCUGCAAUUGCAAGCCAACCUGCCAAACCAAAACCUAAGCCUCCUCCACAAAAGCCCAAACUUCCAGGCCAAGUUCCGACAAAUGGUGGACCCAACAAGGACUCUACCUCUUGGGGCAAUGUUGCCAAGGCUGGUGCAAAUAAACCAGCUGUUGGGCGUGGACAAAGGCCCCGCACUGGCGGAAAUGCUGGUGCGUCUGGAAAUACUGGACUGUCUUCAAACCCAGGUGAAAGUGUUCCUGUUCUGGACAAACUAAGAUCCAAAAGUAACUACAACCCUAAGGAUUGCCCUUUGUUGAACAAACCUGGUGCUCGCUUUUUUAUCAUCAAGAGCUAUAGCGAGGAUGAUAUACACCGUUCAAUCAAGUAUUGUGUUUGGACCAGCACAGAGCAUGGGAAUCGUCGCCUUAACGAGGCAUUCCGUGAGCAGAGGCAUGGCCCCAUCUAUCUGUUUUUUAGCGUAAAUGGAAGUGGACACUUUUGCGGAAUUGCUCAAAUGAUGUCUGAGGUGAACCUUGACAUUGAAACUGGUAUUUGGUCACAAGAUAAAUGGAAAGGAAAGUUUGAAGUAAAGUGGUACUAUGUGAAAGAUGUGCCCAACAAUGCCUUGCGUCAUAUUCGUCUUGAGAAUAAUGACAAUAAGCCAGUCACUAACUCACGUGACACUCAGGAAGUGCCUCCAGAGAAGGCACGUCAAGUUGUGAAGAUCAUUCACUCCUAUAAGCACCAAACCUCCAUUUUUGAUGACUUUGCACACUAUGAGAAGCGCCAAGACGAGGAAUUCAAAAAGGGAAACAAGAAGGUGACUGGUGUGCGUGAGCCCUGAAUUUUCCAACUCUUGCUGAGCUUGUUUCCUUUCAAUGGACAACACAACCGGACCUAUGUAACAUGGCCAUGAUUUUACAGGAUAAUUUCGUCAUUAUAGACUCCUACUAUGCCCAGUGGAGAACUCGCCACUGUGGUACAUACUAGAAUUUCUCGAUUAUAUGUUAGUGGAUUUGAUUUUACAGACUGAAUUUGAUGCAUUGUGGCUGUUUUUGCAGUCUGCCAGAGAACCGUUUAUUGUAUGGUUGAAGAAUAUGAAUAAAUGUAGCAUCCUUUCUCUGUCAA
Molecule: messenger RNA, 2023 nt
Organism: Nematostella vectensis (starlet sea anemone)
Lineage: Eukaryota; Metazoa; Cnidaria; Anthozoa; Actiniaria; Edwardsiidae
Product: YTH domain-containing family protein 1
Exons: 5
Coding region: 153-1739 (528 amino acids)
Biological process (GO): mRNA destabilization
Cellular component (GO): cytoplasm
Molecular function (GO): mRNA binding; N6-methyladenosine-containing RNA reader activity
Source: RefSeq, a predicted model, not a curated record